UUUGUUUUUUUUGGGAAAAUCUCAAUAGAUGGCAAGAUUCCUUUCGUCUAAUAUUGUGUCCACAUUCAUUUUCCCAAGAAAUUGUAUAAAGCCAUAUAUGUGUCUAUCAAAAAUGUCCUAAUCACAUAACCCAGUUCCCCAUAUAAGUGUUUUGAGUUAACAAGAAUAUAGUAGGGUGAAAGUAUGGCAGUGAACAAAGUGGAGAAAUCAGAGGAAGAAUGGCGAGCCGUUCUAUCUUCCGAGCAGUUUCGCAUCCUCCGUGAAAAAGGAACUGAGCUGAAGGGUACGGGUGAAUAUGACAAGUUUUUUGGUGAAGGGAUCUACAAUUGUGCUGGUUGUGGGACUCCACUGUAUAAAUCCACAACCAAAUAUGACUCUGGCUGUGGCUGGCCUGCUUUCUUUGAGGGUCUUCCUGGGACAAUAAAUCGCUCUCCGGAUCCAGAUGGAAGGAGGACGGAGAUCACGUGUGCUGCAUGUGGUGGACACCUUGGUCAUGUUUUCAAAGGGGAGGGGCACAAGACACCCACGGAUGAACGCCACUGCGUGAAUAGCGUUUCUGUCAAGUUUAUCCCGGAGAAUACCUCUGCUUCACUCUGAAACUCUUUCAUUUUUUGGAAACCAGUUUUCCUGUGCUAGACCAUAAGUUCCGAUCGUUAUAAUAACGUGUUUCCUGGAUUAUUUGGCUUUCAA
Messenger RNA from Lycium barbarum (goji berry), 690 nucleotides. RefSeq names its product peptide methionine sulfoxide reductase B5-like. Gene Ontology annotation, biological process: protein repair; response to oxidative stress. The transcript is spliced from 3 exons. The coding region runs from base 184 to 597 and encodes 137 amino acids. The record is from RefSeq and is a predicted model, not a curated record. Lineage: Eukaryota; Viridiplantae; Streptophyta; Magnoliopsida; Solanales; Solanaceae. Gene Ontology annotation, molecular function: peptide-methionine (R)-S-oxide reductase activity.